This is a messenger RNA of Ostrea edulis (European flat oyster), 2479 nucleotides long. RefSeq names its product acetylcholine receptor subunit alpha-type acr-16-like. Gene Ontology annotation, molecular function: extracellular ligand-gated monoatomic ion channel activity; transmembrane signaling receptor activity; neurotransmitter receptor activity. Gene Ontology annotation, biological process: signal transduction; regulation of membrane potential; monoatomic ion transmembrane transport. Gene Ontology annotation, cellular component: membrane; neuron projection; synapse. The record is from RefSeq and is a predicted model, not a curated record. The coding region runs from base 122 to 1333 and encodes 403 amino acids. NCBI's taxonomy places the organism in Eukaryota, Metazoa, Mollusca, Bivalvia, Ostreida, Ostreidae. The transcript has 2 exons.
UCUUCCUUUAAGAGGAUAAGUACCUAAAGUAUACAUUCAUUUUUAAAUCACACAGAAAGCGAACACAAGGCACCUACCCUCUGUGGAAGAUUUCAAAAUCCCAUUUAGUCUGAGUUCGAGGAUGAAUAGUCUGGUAGUUUUUCUUCUGUGCUGUGUGCCUGUAGCUUUGUGUUACAGCAUAGCUCAGGAAACCCAGCUUCACACGGAUUUAUUUACGGGCUAUCAGAAGGCGAUACGCCCAGGGGCAGACCGAACGAAAGCGUUGUCAAUCACAGUGGACUUUUUGUUAAUUAGCUUAAAGGAAUUUAGUGAAGAAGAUAGCAAACUUGCCGUUAUUGGAGCUUUUAAGUUCUCAUGGGAAGAUAAUCGCUUGAUAUGGGAUAAAACAUUGUAUGGCGGUGAUCUGCAAGAUACAUCGGUUCUACAGGAGACUCUUUGGGUUCCGAACAUCAUCAAUCUGAACUGUUUUGACAACAUGAGGCCAUUGGGCUCUAACUCAAUGAGUGUCAGAGUUUAUGACAGUGGUUUUGUCUCGUGGCUUCCUCCUGUUCUCGUUGAGAGUACCUGUGACGCCGACGUGACGUAUUAUCCGUUUGAUUCUCAAACCUGCGUCAUCCGGUACUAUAUUCCAGGGUACUACCCACCGGAUCUGAAUCUCUCCCCCGGGUCCUCUGAGGUUGACCUCAUGCAAUAUGAGCAGAAUAAUCUUUGGGACAUUACAAGCACCAGCCUUUCCACUAUGGUUAACUCCUAUGGUUUUCAAGAACUCCAUAUACAGCUCCAAAUGAAAAGACGUUCCAGUUACUACAUCGCCGGCCUUAUUUUGCCGAUUUGUCUGAUGAGUUUUCUGCAGGUCAUGGUCUACAUCCUCCCUGAAGAAUCUGGAGAACGAAUCGGUUUCUCUGUCACCGUGCUGUUGGCAGUAGCGGUUUUCCUUACUAUUAUCCAGGAAAAUCUCCCGGAAGCUUCUGAACCAAGCGUCUCUCUUUUAGCAUAUAAACUUUUAGGUGACGUCCUUACAGGAGCUUUAAUUACAACAUCAGCUAUUUUUGGUUCCGCUGUCUAUCAUAAAGAUGAUUCAGAACCGGUACCAACAAUCGUGAAACGACUUUUCUGCACUAGACGGAAAUCCUGCUGCAAGAAAUCCCCGAAAGUAACCACCAUAAACGUAACCGAAAAAUCACCACCAGAGGACGCUGUGAAUGACUCCGAUGAUGACGUCAUUUCCUGGAGUGAUGUAGGAAAGUGUUAUGAUAAAUGCUGUCUUUUCUUCUUUACGUUAUGUCUUGCUAUGAAUAACAUUGUCCUCAUGAUAAUAAUCAGUAUACGUUAAAACAAUUGGACACGUGAGAAAUUAUAUCUAAACGAUUUGAUUGAAAAUUUAAACACAUGAGAAAAGGCGAUAAACGAAAAAUUAUAAGGCUCAUUCAAUUCAUUUUUGCUUACAAUGUUAAUAAUUUCCGAAACGUUUUCUUACGUAUUAAAUCAAAUAACACAAGUUUUACCUUGGAAACUGCGAUCUACUAGAGGCAGAUAUUCGUUUUACAAGAACUAAUUUAUAUUUUUGCUAUAUAAAUCUGUGCCACCACAAAUCAGUAUAUGCAAUUGAUACAUAAAAGUAUAUUCGUAAUCAGAAUCAAACGCAAUAUUUGAUAUCAUAACCCUAUCAAGUAUGAUAAUUUCAGACAAAUCUGAGAUGUAUACUGGACAGCAUCCAGUUUUCUAUCUGAUGACAAGAAAAUAACCUUUGUGCAAAUCUCCAAUCGGUGGCGGAUUUAAAGAGGUGACUGUACAUGUAACCCUAACCCUCAUAGAUUGAAUUUGUAAAAACAGAAAUGGUCUUGUUUGUCAUUUUGGGUCAUUCAUCCCCCAUUUUUGAGCGGAAAAGGCACAUAGUUGGAUCCGGAACCACUAGGUAUUCCUUCUAGAGAAUUCCUGAUUUUUAAUUUGUUGGUAAUGAUGGAUAACACUGAGGAUUUUAAUUAGUAUCUCAGAUUUAUAUUUCAUUACAUGCAAGAGGUUUUCCGCAGAGUUAAUUGGGGAAAAAAAAGUGAAGCAUGGUUUUCUAAUGAUUUGUUCGCUUAAUGAUAUGUAAGGGAGUCUUUUAAUAUCCUUCCUUAUAAUAAUAUUAAUACUUUGAAUCAUGUUUACGCUAGUCAUUACAUUUUAUGAUUAUCAGUAUGUUUUAUGUUAAACAGAUAAUUUUUAUGUUAAUUAUCAUGUUUUAUGUCUAUCACGGUUUUAUAUUUAUCAUGUUUCAUUAAUUAAUUCUCAAUUUUUUAAUUAAUUAUAAAAAUCAUGAUGUUUUUGUAAUUGUGAUGAGUUAGUACUCACAUUAGUAAGCAAUUGAUACAUGUAUGAUACCUCAAAAUAUGACUUUUACAAGCAGCAUCAUUGAGUUAAAGUUGAUGAAUUGUUCAAAAUACGACAGCAAGGGAGUUGUCUCUUCAAUAAAAAUGCUUACAUUUUUGUAAUCAAA